AUUUGUCCAAUUGGCUGCUAGAUAUAUCUCCUUUCUCUCUCUUCUCUCUCUCUCUCUCUCUUUUCCUUUUCUCCUUUUGUGCGUGGACAAGUGGUGUACAUUAUAGUUAAAUAUCCAUGGGCAACAGUGUAUCAAAAAUAAGCUGCACUCAUCGCAGAAGAAAAAAGACGGCGGUGGACAAGACUUGCAUCAGCACCCCCACCGACUUUAGGGUAAAAUGAAGAAAAAAGUCUUACUUGUUAUUUAAAAAGAAGAGUACACUGACGAUUCCUCUGGCUAUGCUACUUCUGUUUUAGCACAUGUAUCAUAUUGGCCUUGAUCAAUCGCCCCAAAGAGAUCAACGACGCCUAUCGGGCAUACCACCUGCUGAACAGCUACGACAGCAACUAGCCGAAAUCACCCAAAAGUUACAAGAAAUCACACCCAUUGAUCAUCAACACUUGAACAGAAAUCGCGGUGUACGUCGAUCCAUGACAGCCACCACGCCCAUGGUGAAUCGGAAACCACCACAAACAGUCCCUACCUCUUGCUCACAAUAUCCAGCAACAAAUAGUAAUCGUCAUCCGUCAUUACCUCGUCAACGUGUUGGGUACUGGUUUGAUCGUGUAGGUAGCGACGAAGUUCUAUCGUCUACGAGUAAAAGCAAUUUCAGUGGUAGCGAGGGUGCGUUGUUGCAGGAUGUAUGUAAAGAAACACCACAGCAUAACAUGUCGAUGAUGAAAUGCUAUGUUGAAAGUAAAAUCGAUGCACAAAUCCAAAAGCAUGCAUAUGCACGUCAACGAUCCAAAAGUUGCACAGAUCCAAAUACAGCAGGUGGUAAGUGACGUACAUCCCACACAUAAGCAGAGCAUUAAUAACUCACCUCAUACAUUAGACUAUGUUGAUGGAAAAAAACA
This is a messenger RNA of Zychaea mexicana, 896 nucleotides long. RefSeq lists its product as uncharacterized. The annotation marks the transcript as partial. Lineage: Eukaryota; Fungi; Mucoromycota; Mucoromycetes; Mucorales; Lichtheimiaceae. The record is from RefSeq and is a predicted model, not a curated record. The transcript is spliced from 5 exons.